CCUUGACAGAGCUAACGGAGAUGCACCGUCUCGAUGUUUACCUAUAUUAGCCAUUCAGAAAGUGCUCAUCUAGAUCUCGCAAAGGAUCAGCAAUAGCUCUGUGUACUCGAGGACUAUUAGGGCAAGGAUAGAAAAGCACUUUUGGAUCUCAGCAGGUUAGACCAGCUAUAGGUGGGUUUGUUAUAUACAAUUAUGCGCCUUCCUUAUUGAACCUUUUGGUAUGUAUUGCCCCAUUAACUAUAGCAAAGAUCCACCAGACGAGAAACUCCAUUCCGCACUGCUGCUGAGUGGUCGGACUUAUCCACCUCAGGGAUUCGUGUCAUUUCUGUUUUUUGAAUUUGCGGGUACUAAGAGUCCUCUCACUACCAAUCAGCAGACAUCAUUAUCUUGCUGGGUCUUGCCGGCGUCUGUGAGAUCAGAGCAACAGGGAACGCCUAGACGACGACGCCCGUCCAGGGCUGAAGUAAGUAGAUCGAGAGGUCGUUCCGCCCCUUGUCUCCGAGGAUGGGUAAUAUGUUCUCAUACGGAAUUGUUGCUAUCCAACUUGAUUCUAGAGGGCCUAGCUGGCGAGCGAUCCCAGUCCGUGGCAGAGAACAAGACAGCAAGCGAGCGUACCUUUGUUAGCUUCUUCUCCACCAAGCACGGAAGUUUAAGGAUAACUGUAGGUCGGUGGCUACCUAAGGAAACUCCGAUUCGAUCCGCCCUGCUGGGAGGCAUCUACCUCAUCCCGAUCACAAGGAGAGGUUCACCAUGA
This is a messenger RNA of Musa acuminata subsp. malaccensis (wild Malaysian banana), 754 nucleotides long. RefSeq lists its product as uncharacterized. Lineage: Eukaryota; Viridiplantae; Streptophyta; Magnoliopsida; Zingiberales; Musaceae. The record is from RefSeq and is a predicted model, not a curated record.